Molecule: messenger RNA, 1245 nt
Organism: Nilaparvata lugens (brown planthopper)
Lineage: Eukaryota; Metazoa; Arthropoda; Insecta; Hemiptera; Delphacidae
Exons: 2
Coding region: 176-1141 (321 amino acids)
Biological process (GO): regulation of transcription by RNA polymerase II
Cellular component (GO): nucleus; transcription regulator complex
Molecular function (GO): DNA binding
Source: RefSeq, a predicted model, not a curated record
AAAUAUUCUUUGCAUCAUUUGAUAUGUAAUGCACCCAUUAGACCGUUCCGUCACCGGCCAAGCACGGAGCGUGCCAUGCACGUCCAGGUCAACAUUUGUCGGCCAGUAUAUUUUGUCUGUGACGGAACGCUCCUUGCAUGGCACGUGACGCCUGCAAACCCCGUUGUAACCGCGCAUGCACCGCGUUGGUAACCAGUUUAACCAGUUUAACCAGUUUGACACCAUUGUGGUAAAUUACGUAGUUAGUUGCUACUUGCUAGUUGUAGUAGUUGCUCUUUGUGUGCCUUUGUCAUUUGUGUGCGUUCAUUCGUUUUGCAUGAAAAUGAAUGACGAACUGUUGAUAGAAUGUGUUCGUAAAUACGAAUUCCUCUAUAAUCUACAACAUCCGAAGUACAUGGAUGUCACCAAGAAAGAUGUAGCAUGGAAGGAUAUAGAAGAUCAGAUGAAACAACCUGGUCCGGCCUGUAAACAAAGAUGGCAAAAUCUAAGGGACUCAUAUAGGAGAGCCUUGAAUAAGAGAAAAGUAAAAACGGGACAGGCAGCAACAAAAAUAAAAAAAUGGAAGUACGAAGAUGAGAUGUCUUUUGUUGCUCCAUUUUUUGCAGAAAAGAAAACUUUGGAUUCUGUUGAUAUAACAAGUGAUGAGGAUAACGGAGACCAUGAUGACCACACUGUGGUCGACCACACAUCCGAAACAGAAACAAAUGCAAUUAUUGAAACUGCGUCUGACGAUGUUGCUACUGAUGCCCAGACUGUUGAAAGUUCUGUGCAAAAUAGUAAGCCAGUUAAAAGAAGAUUUAAAAAUCGUACACCACAGUCAGCAUCAGCCGUAUUGAUGGCAAAAUUAUUAGACAGCCAAAACUCACUUGUACCUCAGAAAGAGCCUGACGAACUAGAUCGUUUUUUUUUAAAUAUUUCUGACACAGUGAAAAAGUUUUCUAAAUACCAACAAGCGCUGGUAAAGAACAAGGUUUUUUCUCUCGUUUCUGAAAUGGAAUUACAACUGCAUUCACCAGCUACCUAUGAUUAUUCCUACACCCCAUCGCCAGUAGAUGCAUCUUCCGGUACUACUACACCAAGCACUACACAUGGAGAAUUGAGCGCUACACAGUCUCAGGAGAAUUGGAAUAUUUAUCAGUAAAUUACUUUCCUAACUGUAUACAUAUAUCUCAAUAAACAAAUCAUGAAAUUAUUUCACUUAUAUGGGCUACUUAUUAAAAGUUAUUAAAAACACAAUGUAAAAAA